Caenorhabditis angaria is the source of this 983-nucleotide messenger RNA. The record is from the annotation of a GenBank genome assembly. NCBI's taxonomy places the organism in Eukaryota, Metazoa, Nematoda, Chromadorea, Rhabditida, Rhabditidae.
AUGCCGCCAAAGAAGGCAGACCCAAAGGGUGGCAAGGCCGCCCCAUCCAAGAAAAAGGAAGGAUCCGGAGGUGGAAAGGCUAAGAAGAAGAAGUGGUCAAAGGGAAAGGUCCGGGACAAGCUUAACAACAUGGUUCUCUUCGACCAAGCUACCUAUGACAAGCUCUACAAAGAAGUGAGUUUUUUCUUUUGUUGAACGAAAUGCGUUGAAAAGUUCAAAAUACGAGAUUUUAUAACAUAGAUUCACUCAAACGAUCCGAGUUUCGUUCAUUUUUAAAAAAUCCGACUAAUUUUAACUUCUAAAAAGUUUACAAAAUUCUCCAUAAUGUUCAACAUAAAACUGAAACAUAAAAAACGUUCAGAUUUUCUUGUGUUCUCAGAUAUAUUAACAGAUUCAGAAUUUUCCAUUGUUUGGAAGAUUUAUUUUAUUUCUUUCAAAAUUAAAUGAAAAGUUUUUUUCAAUCUCAAUUUUCUGAUCAAAAAUGAUAAUUAGUGUUUAACAUAAAAAAAAUUUUUAAUUGAUUGUGGAAUGCUUUCUUCUAGUAAAAUUCGUUUUAAUAUAAUACUUUCCAUUACUAUUUUCUAAAUCAAUAAAUACGCAAACAUCUGGCAAAUCUGUUUGUUUCCUCACACAACAUUAUUGAUUUUUUUGAGAGAAAACAUUACAUGAAUUUUCGGGCGUUUUCUUUAUUUAUUGGGCGUGUUUACAAGUGGCUUUAGAUUUUUAUAACUAUGCAAAUAAUAAAUUUUCAUUCCUCAAGCUAACAUGCUUCAUACGAAACUUAUUUUAUUAUUUUCCAGGUCAUCACCUACAAGCUUAUCACUCCAUCCGUCAUCUCCGAAAGACUGAAGGUCAGAGCCUCUUUGGCCAACGCCGGACUCAAGGAAUUGGAAGCUAAGGGACUCGUCAAAUGCAUCGUUCGUCAUCACGGACAAGUCGUUUACACCAGAGCCACCCGGGAAGCCGACGUCAUCGUUGAAUAA